Messenger RNA from Drosophila ficusphila, 1277 nucleotides. RefSeq names its product flocculation protein FLO11. The transcript has a single exon. The coding region runs from base 1 to 984 and encodes 327 amino acids. The record is from RefSeq and is a predicted model, not a curated record. Lineage: Eukaryota; Metazoa; Arthropoda; Insecta; Diptera; Drosophilidae.
AUGAAGGUUCUAACGCUCUUCUUGUUGACUGCUCUGGUGGCAGUGGCAGUUGGCCGGCCAAACGGCGGAUGGUUCGGCAACUUUGGCGGCAAAUGGAUCAAGAACUUCGGUUGGGGAUCCGACAACGAUAGUCAGGGAGUUCAGGAACAGAAGUGGAACAACCAGAAUCAGUGGAACGGAAACGGACAUGGCCAGAACCAGGGUCAGUGGAAUGGCGGAAAUGGUCAGGGUCAGUGGAAUAACGGUAACAACCACGGACAGUGGAACGGCGGUAAUGGACACGGUCAUGGCCACGGACAAGGAAAUGGCCACGGCAACAACCAUGGUCAUGGUCACGGACACGGAGGUCACCGCCCACCACCACCACCACCACCAACCACUGAUGUGCCCGAAGACGAUGAUGUGUCCACCACCGAUGUGACUAACCCCACGGAGGAGACCACUCUGGCCCCCGAAGUUCCGGAGGAGUCCACCACUCAGGCUGCCGAGGAAACCACCUUGGCCCCUGAAGUUCCGGAGGAAUCCACCACUCAGGCACCGGAAGAGGAUACCACUGAGGCUCCUGAAGAGGAUACCACUCAGGCACCUGAAGAAGACACCACUGAGGCACCGGAAGAAGACACCACUCUGGCUCCUGAAGAUCCCGAGGAAUCCACCACCCAGGAACCAGAUGAAGAAACUACUGAUUCUGGAAGCGGUGCUCCCGAGGAAACUACUCAGGCUCCCGAAGAUCCAGAGGAUUCGACCACCGAGGAGCCCGAGGAAACAACCGAGGAUGGAAGCGGCGCUCCCGAGGAAACCACUCAGGCUCCCGAGGAACCGGAAGAUUCCACCACCCAGGAACCAGAGGAAGUAACCACUGACUCCGAGGAUGGCAGCGGUUCCACCGAGGAAUCCACUCCUGCCCCCGAAGUUCCCGAGGACUCAACCACUCAGGCGACUGAUGAGCCUGAAGACUCCACGACUGAUUCUUCAGCGGCCUAGGAAGCUAUUUCGUUCAUCAGAAAGGUUCCUAAAGAGUCUGAUGUUCAUACAAAUCGUUUAAAACGCAUCCUUUCAAAGUAACAAAGAACUUUUAAACGAAAUAUGGAGCAAAUAUUAAACUGUUAUAGCUAAAUUAUUCAUCGUGUUUCUGCCGAACCACGUGGCCUUUUAUAGAACUAAGUCUGAAGCCUCAUGAAUUAACAUCGUGUUAUGUAGUCACGCAUUCGUCAUAUAGCUUUAUAGUACCGACAAUCUGAACAAUUAAAAUUACCACAAAAAAAGAAAAAACUAAA